UCUAUGAAGCAUAUACAUCUUUUGAAAUCUCCUCAAUGACAUUGUUAAGUGGUCGCGUUGUGGCUUCGCCUUAGUUCGACAGACCGUUGGAAGUUGGAAAAUAUUUAGGUCAUCAUCACCCCGGGUAAACAUACAACUCUUAUCAUAGGACUUACAAACUGGAGAGAGACUCUGUUGCCUUCACCUAAAUGGUGAAAACUAAAAGUUUGUUUCGUAUAUACGGUGACAAGGUGUUCGAGAUGACAGAGGAAAGGGAUACCAUGCCGCGUUUCAGACCUGUUUUACAAGCCGCCUCUCCCUGAACGUGCAGCAUCACUCCAUCCUCGAGUUCCCUGAACUCCGCUGACUUAGUACCAGAAUGGCGCACUACCUACUGCUGACUGUUGGUUUUCUUGGAAUACUUCCUUGUACACUCUCUCAAACAAGCCAUUACACUGCAUCAUCUGCUGACAAACCCACGCCUGUUGAUCCAUCACUGGAAACACCUUCCUUUGUGGAAAUUAAUUCAUCUAGACAUUCUUCAGGAAAUACGUCAGACAGUUCCAAUCGCAGAAGACCACGGUGUCGAAUUUUCCCAAUGGUCGACGAUUUCGCGGAGUAUAUUCAAAAGGUAGAGACCGAGACAAGAGUUGUGUUGUUCGAGUUCACCCUGCACAUGUACAACUACACAAAAGACCCACUGUACAGUGACAUCAGCCACAACUACAAACCAUACCGCUGGUUUCGGACUCGUAGUCGUCACGGGAGAACGCUGCUUAUGCUGUCCUUUAACUACGACGUGUUGUCCAUGACGAUUCUCAAAAUUGGUGUCCAGAAGAUGGAUCUGAACAUCACGGACAGGCCGUUCGGCUGUUUCCGAGGACUCAGCCCGGAACAAAGAAUGCAGAAGAUAAGGAACAUCCUGGUGGGUAAAUUUGACGCUGCGCACGAUCCUAGAUACGGCUCCGACAGACGUAACUAUGCGUGCAAUCAGAUCAUCAAGAACGUCGACGGUUAUGCAGACUUCGUUUACAACUGCUGUCACAGGGCUCGGACAGGUGAAUUCCAGUGCACCGACGAGAGUGAUGACUUGUGGAUUUCUAUCCUGUACAUCUCCGUAAGCAUCGUCAAGGUCCUGGUCUUCUGUUUCUCUCCCUAUCUGCUGCCAGCAAAUAUGUACAGUGCCAUGUACGUGGCCGGGGAGUAUUUAGUGAAGCUGAAAAAAGAAAUAAAACUGAGUAUUUUUAUCACGGAACAACCAGACGUCCACGUGAAGUACAAGAAGCGCCUGACCCUGGAGGACAUUGCUGACUGGCGGAGGUUCCGUGAGGCAAUAGACAACAUGCCGCAGGACGAGAUAAUCCCAUUAAAGAUGAACGAGCUGAGGAUCACGGUGAAAGGGAAGAGGAUAAUACCCCAGAACGAGCCACCCACCGGACUGAUGAGGACGCUGUACGACAAUCUUUGUCGGUGUAAGAUAAAAGCUCUCAGUCCCUUUGACGACUGCUGCGACCGCAGCGUCUUUGCGUCGAUGGAGCCGAAGUUCAAGCAUCAGGUAACGUGGCACUCCUGCGUCCAGAUCUUGGUCAAGCUGAUCCUCUUGCUUCUCUUGCCCUUUCCGUAUUACAUACGGCUGUACGUCUACUACAAGUUCGAACACCAAGAGAUGCAGAUGCGGCACGAAGCAAUCGAUUCCUUGGGAAUGCAGCGCAAAUACCAUUUCUACAAAAACAACGUCAUUCAGUAUUACAGCCCGACUCACGCCGUGUUCAUUGCCACCUACUGUUUUUAUUUCCUAGCGGGAGUCGUACUGGGCUUCUCUGGCGAGUCUGUGAGAGAUAAGAUAAAACAGGUGACGAGAUGCUCGCUUCAGGACAUGGCGAACGUGUCUCAGGUCGGCGUCCUGCAGGUCAUUCUCAGAGUCGGACUGUGGCCGUUCAAAAAAUGUGGCCUGCUAGCGAUUCUCCUAGCACCAAUCUACAUCGUGAUCACGUCACCGUUCUCCAUGUUCCUGCUAGCCGUGUACUGCAUUCCAACGAUAUACCUGUCGUUCAGGCUGCUGUUCCAUUCCCGGAGACAGAUCGGCAGUGGGUAUAUGAUUGAGGAAGUGGAACGGAGAAAAAAAUUCAAAAAGAUUCAAGUCAUCGGUCAGAAACUCUCUGUCAUGGAUAAAACAGUCCACGGGCACGAAGUGCCGUCCGACGACGAGAGUUGUUUCCCAACCUCGCUGGGCUUCAGAGGAUGCUACGCCUUUCGGAUGCUCAUGCUGCAAGUGGUGUGUGGCGCAUUCUGCCUGUCAAUCCUAUAUUCAGUGGCACUGGUGGUUGCCGAGUCCUUUGGAUUGAUGAUCGAGGUCAUGGCGUUUACCAUGAUGGGAAUCAUUGUCAAUGCCAGCGCCACUCUCAAGUACGUCAGUAUGGUGUUGCUGGUUUUUGUGUACAUGCACGACUGUUACAACAAUGUGUAUAACACCUAUCUAGAUUUUAACAAAUCUGUUAUAGAUGAUAUGAUUGACAGAUCGGAGGAUUUGAAAAAAGUCGCCAGUUUGCCUUCUAGUAUGCAAGAGAAUGCGGCAUUUCAAGUCAAAACUGUUGACGAAGUUCCUCCAAUUAAAACUCAGCUCAAUUUUACUAAAAGGGAAAUUUCGUGGAAAGUUGGCCAUUUAUUGUUAUUCCUAGAUUCGUUUGACACUCCUAGAAUUCCACUUCGCUACUUUAAGAGGCUCUGUGAGGUUCAAGUUUAUGGAGCCCCUGGGCCAGUUUAUUUGAACCUUCUUCGUGCGACAGGGAAAUUUCUUGUUAUUGUAAUUUUCCUUUUGUUUGUGAUGAUAGUUGUGAUGGCAUUCGGAAGCGUAACGCGAAUGUCUUCAACAAACCAAACGUUAGCUACCAUGGCCGGAGGGUUCGUUCCUAUGCUGCUCAAAAACGUACUCUCGUCCAAGUCUGUAAAGCUGAGUCUGAAAACUAUCAGCUUUAAAGGGCAAAUUGACGAAAUAAUUUGUGAAUUUAAACAAAACUGGCCAGUGAAAGAUCUGGUAGUUGAACGGGACAUCCCAGAACCCGAGGAUCAGAAAGAGGAGGGUGAUGAAAAGGAAAAUGACAAAGAUGAGGGUGAAAAGGGUGAAAAGGGCAAAAAAGGCGAAAAAGACAAGAAAGCAAAUGCCGAAAAGGGUCCUGAUUCAUCUGAUAUAAGUAAGAGUAAGAAAGAAAAAUUGCCAAACGGUGAAAGCAGUUUGGAGAAAAGUGAUAAAGACAAAGGGGGAGGAAAAGGUAAAGAUUCCGAUAACAAGGACGAAAAGAAACAGGACGAAUCCCCGCCUAUCAGGGCCAUGCCGUCGAAACCCGGCGACGACGAAAACACCGUGGACAUUUUCAUUGACCUGAGCGCGGCAGACUCGGCGGCGUCGUGGUCCAUAUACGGAUCCAACGACAGUCUUCCGUCCACGUCAAUGAUGCCGGCGUAUUUUGACCCCAAUAAGGUCAUCACCACGUAUCCAGCCGGAAAUCCAGUUUGAGUGACCGUGUGUGUGUGUGUGUGUGUGUGUGUGUGUUGUGUGUGUGUGUGUGUGUGUGUGUUAUGUGUGUGUCUGUGUGUGUUGUGUUUGCCUGUGUGUGUGUGUGUGUGCGUGUGGACGUGUGUAUGUUGUAUAUGUGUGAUGUGUGUGUGUACAAAAUAUACUCCUCUUUACUGAUUAAUAACUUUAAACUGAUAAUAAUGUUCUGCACUUGAUAUUAUAUGGGUGGUAAAACUGACACAUAUGCAAGUCGAAUACCUUAGAAAUGGUGACAAAAUGAAAAUUGCAUGUCAAUUUUUAAAAUAUGUAAUGUCGGAGUGGCAUGAACUUAACAACAGUGCAUGUUUGGUGUACAGCGAGGACCACUGUGACUCUCUGUGAUGACAUGUUAGUCAAAUACAGGCAGCCUGUCAGAUGAUGGUUCGACUUAUUUUCGGUUGAAAGUCUCUGAUAAUACAGAUGACUCCCACGAUGUUUCAAAAUGGUCUUCAUUGAGCGUAACACAGCUAUCACUAAAGCAGCAGAUUAUUAAAUGUUUACUGAAAAAACAUUUGGGAGCAAAACGAAUAUUGAAAGAAUGUUAUCAAAGACAUUGGAUUAACCGAGGUAAGUGUUUGAACAGAACGGAACACAUUGAUACUCUUUUAAAAAACAUUUGGGAGCAAAACGAAUAUUGAAAGAAUGUUAUCAAAGACAUUGGAUUAACCGAGGUAAGUGUUUGAACAGAACGGGACACAUUGAUACUCUUUUAAAAAACAUUUGGGAGCAAAACGAAUAUUGAAAGAAUGUUAUCAAAGACAUUGGAUUAACCGAGGUAAGUGUUUGAACAGAACGGGACACAUUGAUACUCUUUUAGAAAACGUUUGUUUUGUUUAACGACACCACUAGAGCACAUUGAUUAAUUAAUCAUCGGCUAUUGGAUGUCAAACAUUUGGUAAUUUUGAUAUAUAUAUAUAGUCUUAAAGAGGAAACCCGCUACAU
Gigantopelta aegis is the source of this 4474-nucleotide messenger RNA. RefSeq lists its product as uncharacterized. The record is from RefSeq and is a predicted model, not a curated record. The transcript has 2 exons. NCBI's taxonomy places the organism in Eukaryota, Metazoa, Mollusca, Gastropoda, Neomphalida, Peltospiridae. The coding region runs from base 359 to 3493 and encodes 1044 amino acids.